UCAAGGUGGAUUUUGUAUUCUGGGUAAAAUACCAACUCCUUGGACUUUAGUGACAGCAAUAUUUGCUUUUCUCUUUGUGAAUGUUUUCCUUCUAUCUUAAAUUAGCCGAUCUUGUGUAACAUUUAACAUUGACAAUGAGAGUGAAAUCGUGAACACAGUGUAUGAUUUACAAGGGAUGGAAGAUCUACAUUAAAUGGGUGCUGCCAGACAAGUUUGAAGAGGAAAAGCAGAUUUUAUUUUGAGAAAAUGAUUCGACAUUUGCCAAAUGAAGUUCAAGGAAGGCUGCGGACUGGUGUGGCACUGACUGGAUUAGCACAGUGUGUGGAAGAGUUGGCAUUGAAUGCAGUAGAUGCUGGUACCACCUGCGUGGCAGUGCGGGUAGAUUUGCAGAGUCUUACCGUACAAGUAGUUGAUAAUGGUGUCGGCAUAUCUCUAGAACAACUUCCCUUUGUUGCAGAAAGGUACAUGACAAGCAAAUGUCACACUGUAAAAGACCUGGACAAUCUCAAGUACUUUGGUUACCGCGGUGAAGCCUUAGCCAGCUUACGCUGUGUAGCCUCUGUCGUGGAGAUUAUUACACGGUCCAAACAUUCUACUACUACAUAUAGUCGAUGUUUCCAUAAAGGGAAAGCACUCCCAAUAUGCGAAGCAGCAACACCUCGACCUGGUGCAGGCACAACUGUAACUGCACGAGAUAUAUUUUACAAUCUUCCUGUGAGAAAGAAGAAACUGAAUGAGGGUUUGGAACUGGAAAAAAUUCGCUUUCGUUUGGCUGGCAUUGCUCUCAUCUGGCCACAGAUUAGCUUCAGUUUGAGGGAUGAUGUGACUGGAAAUAUAAUUCUUCAAACACAUAAAAGCAGUGGAGUGAUGUCAACCUUCUCAUCUUUGUUCGGAGGAGCUCGGGCAAAAAGCAUGCGAGAGGUCAAGGCUGAAAGUGAAACAUUUAAAGUCUCUGGUUAUAUCAGCCGAGAAUCCUAUAGCCGUAAAGAUCUGCAGUUUGUAUUUGUCAACAAGAGAUUAGUUCUAAAGACUAAAAUUCACAAAGUGCUGGAUGCAGUUUUAGGAAAAGGUUCAUUGGUUAGGCAGCGGAUGUAUUUAUCUGAAAAAGCUGACAUAAGUGCUACUCAGAAGCAGACAGAAGAAGAAGAUGCAGGUACUUCUGUAGAGACAGGUAGCCCAACCAAACUGUUUGAGCGCUACGCAGUGUACAUUAUUAGCAUUGAAUGCCCAUUUAAUGCUUAUGACAUCACUUUUGACCCAGGUAAGACCCUGGUUGAAUUCCAUGACUGGUCAGAGUUGACUAAGCUGGUUGAUGACAUGGUGGUGCAUUUCUUGAAAGACGAAAAUCUUUUGACUGCCAGUGAACCUCUUCAGACAAGGUCCCUUGUGAUCGCAAAGAAUUUACAGACUUUGUUGUCAGGUACUUCUGAGCCCAUCCCAGAAAGCGAGGAUCCUUUUGAAGGCAACAAUGAAAAAUAUGAUGAACAGAUGCUUGUUGACCAGCAGAAAAGACGAUAUGCACAAGGCAUUUCCACCUACAACAAUUACAACAGCCUCUUUUCCCACACUGUACGACGACCCAGAGAGCUGCAGCUCAAGGUAAACUGCACAGAGUCUGGUCCCAGCAUGGCAAAAAAAUCAAAAAAAGUUAGCACAGGUGACUUGCAAAGUUCUGGCAUUACACUCUAUGAUGUAACAACUGAACAAAAUUCUGCCUCUUAUGUACAGGUAUCAGACUUAGAUUCCCAGUGUCAGGUGAUGAGAAAAAAUAUGCCAGAUGUGCCAGUUACAGGUGAAAGGGAUGAUAAUGAGGAGGCUAUCUAUACUAAAUCCCCUGUUAAAAUUAAGCAGAUCUCUAAGGCAUCAGAGACAGGAACAAAUGGGGGUAAUGAAGUUGGGGAAAUAAAGCUACACAAAUUUCGGUACAGCAGAAAUCUCCCACUACAGCAUUUUAAAAGGAAAGAGUCUACAGAACUAAUGAAUUCAAAUCAUACUGUGGCUGAGAUAAGACUACCUGAAAGCUUCUCAAAUUUUUCUUCUCUCUAUCAUCUCCGGUCAAGACCAGUUAAGGAAGUUGGAGCCACACGUGCCUUGUUUGUAGGGACAGAUAUGCUGUCCAAGACCAAUGAUAACAAUGACCUUGCCAGAUUCCACGAUGCUGCAGCUCAUACAGCCUCAGUUUUUGAUGUUGGAAGGUAUAUGUAUGACAAAACAGAUACAAAUGCCUUGCCAUGUUUGAAACGAGCAGUGCUUUGGAGAAGUAAAUCUAUGGAUGCUGGAUGUUUUCAAGAAAAGAAUACAACUAAAAGGCAUAAUCUUGCAUGUGUAUGUCCCCCUUGUGGCAGACAUGCUCACGUGAUGACAUAAGAGUAAGGUAUACUGCUACACAUU
Molecule: messenger RNA, 2391 nt
Organism: Pomacea canaliculata
Lineage: Eukaryota; Metazoa; Mollusca; Gastropoda; Architaenioglossa; Ampullariidae
Product: DNA mismatch repair protein Mlh3-like
Exons: 3
Coding region: 247-2367 (706 amino acids)
Biological process (GO): mismatch repair
Cellular component (GO): mismatch repair complex
Molecular function (GO): ATP hydrolysis activity; ATP binding; ATP-dependent DNA damage sensor activity
Source: RefSeq, a predicted model, not a curated record